AUGAAUGAAACAUUUAGGAAAUCAUUUUAAGCUUCUACUGUUGAUACAAGAUAAAGAUUGGCAUCUAGAUAGAAUAAAUGGCAUUAAGAUACAUCAAUUGCUAAAUCAACACUUGAUUAAAAUGGAAUUGAAAGAUGGAUCAAUAAUGUAUUAAAGGAAAGUUGUUUAAAUGAAAAAUAGAACAGUUUGAAUAAAUUAGGACUUGAUAAAAAUUCUUUAAAGGUUGUAAAUGACUCUUUAAUUUUGAUUGUAGAGCGCCGGAGUAAAAGAUGAAGACGUUGGUAGACUCUAUAGAAGCAUGUUUGUCUAUACGGUAGGAUUUUAUGAAAUGCUUCAUGAAAUACUUAAAAAUUUAUAAUUAACUACAUCGAUUUGGAAAGUAUUUGGGAUACUUUUAGAAUACAUUGCGAAAGGAGAUUUUUAAUUUACGAUUAAUUAAAUAUAGUAAGAGAGUUAAUAAAAAAUUGAAGAACUAAAUGAUACAUUAACUUAAAGAGAAAUUAAAUUUAAGUUUAUAGAAAAUAAAACCAGAGAUGAAAUUAAUGCAUUGUAGAGGAUGUUAUAAGAAUUGACUGAUUAAAAUAAUGAAUUAAAGUUACAAAGAGAUAAUGCAGAAAUUGAUUUUCAAUAAUCUAAUACUGCAUUUGAAGAGGAAGUAGCUUUAAGAAUUAAAUUUGAAUAUAGAAUUAAUGAAAUUACAUCAGUAUAUAGAGAAUUAGCUUAAAAUUACACUUAAAUGGGAGAAGAGUUUCGAGAAAUAAGGGUAUUAUAUGAUAAAAUUAGCAAUGAUUUAAUAAAAUCGAAAAAACAAUUAGAAAUUGCAAUUGAAGAAAAAGAUAUAAGAGAUAAUGAAAUCAGCCAUUUAAAAUAAACAAUAGAAAAUUUCAGAAGAUAAUUAGAUGAAAAGGAAUAGAAAAUUUAGAUUUAGGAAAUAAAAAUUAACAAAUUAAUAAAAAAUUCAGUCAAUGAUUAAAGUAAUUAAAUGAAUUUUGAGCAUUAAUUUAAUUAAUUAUGUAUGCAAUUUAAAAAAUAUAAGGAGGAUAAUAUUUACAAGUAAUUUAUAUUUUUGAUUAAAUUUUUAGAUUAUAAGAGUUAGAAAAAUAUCAAAGAAAUUAUUAAGAUAUUUAAGAUUUGAAUUAAAAAUUAACAAAUGAAAAUUAAAUAUUAAAAUAAUAAAAGUUCGAGUUACAAACAGAAAAUAAAAAAUAAAAAAUUUCUAUUGAUUCUUUUGAUUAGUUAGAGUAAGGUUAUAGAGCGAGUAUUAUGUAAUUAUAAUAAGAGAAUAGAGAAUUGAUAGAGGAACAUGAAGAAGAAAUAAAGAAAUUUUAAAAAAUAUAAGUUGAACAUUCAUUUGGAAUUUAAAGAAUAUAAGUAUAAUAAAAUGAAAUUUUGGCUUUAAAUUAAAAUAUUUAGCAAAUGAAAAUUGCAAAAAUUCAUUUGGAUGAAUUAUUUAUUAAAGAGAAAGCUUAAGUUUAGCUAUUAUAAAAUAGUUUAGAAGGAAAAGAAGAAACAAUAUUAGAUUUAGAAAAAUGUUUAAGUUUCAGUUAAUAAAGAUUACAUACUUUAACUAUGGAGAUGAAUGAAUAGGAAAAUAGGUUAAGAUUAAAUUAAUAAGAUUUUACAACAGCUGAAAUCUCAUAUAAAAGACAAAUUGAGUAAUAAUAAGAAACUAUUGACAAUCAAAGACAUGAAUUAAUUAAUGAAAGAGACAAACUUGAAGCACUUUAAAAUUAAUUUGAAUCUUAAAGAAAAGAAUUAGCAGAGUUCAAGUCUAUGUAUAAAGUAUAGGUAUUUGAAAAUAAUAAUUUGAUUACAAAAUAAAUAUUUUCAGAUCGUGUCAUAAGCAAUGAUAAUUAACGAAUAGGUGAAUUUAUUAAUGAAAUUACUGAUAUAAGAGUUAAAUAUGAGGAAUCUUAAAGAAAGUAUAGACAGCUUGAAAUAAAAUAUAAUGAAUAAGAAAAAUUAAUGGAUAAAGAUAAAUCAUUUAUAGUGGAAAGAUAUGCUAUUAAAAUUAACAAUUAUAAAGACAUGUUAAAAGAAAUGGUUUCUAAAAUGAAAUUAGAAGAUGCUUUAAGUUAAUGGGAUAGAAAUAAUUAAAAACUUAUAUCAUUAGAUAAAUCUUAUAAAGUACUAUAUGAUAAAAAUAAAGCACUUACAAAUGAAAAUUCUGAAUCAAUUACAAAUAUUGAGUAACUAAAUAUUAAAUUAAAGCAAUAACUCAACUUAAUUUAAAAAUUAUAAAAUGAUUAUAACAAAAGAUCUAAUGACUAUAAAAUAAUUAAGUUUAAAUAUCUUAUAUAUUUUGCUAGUCUAAAAGAAAUGAAUUAAUAGUUACAAUAAUAAACUGAAAGCUUAAUUUAAUUAAAUAAUACAAACGAAAAAUUGAAUAAUGAAUUAACUAUAGUAAAGGAAGAAAAUGCUAAAUAGAAAUAACUAAUAAGAAGAUAUAGACUAACUGCUUAAGGCUAAUAAUAAUAAAAUCAAAUAGAAGUUAAGGACCAAACAAAUGAUUUCUAAAAUGAAAAAAAUAUUAAAAACAAAACAGACCAUUAAAAAACAGAAAAAUCAUUAGAUGAAUAAUCAAUUUCUAAUAAUAAUUCAAUUUCUUUAUAAAAUUAAACAAAUUUGUUAAAGAAAUCUAAAUUUUAAUUAGAAGUUGAAAAAAUUGAAUUGGAUAUUUCAUUAAAAAAAACAGAAGUAUAUUAAGUAAAUUUGGACUAAUUUUCAUAAACGAUUGAUCUUAAGUAAUAAUAAUAAAUAGAAAAAUAAUCUUAAAACAAAUUAAAUAGUCUUUAAAGUAAGGAUGAUAUGCUUAAUUUUAAUAAUUUUUCUAUUGAAUAAGAUAAAAAUUAAUAAAGUCCUUUAUUAAAAUCUCGUAGUAAUAGUGUCAGUUAAGGAAGUAAGAGUUAAAGAAGUAAUAAAUCAUAAGGUAAAAUGGAUUUUGUAGUUAGAGCCAAGAAAAAUACUUAAAUAAAAAAUGCUAAGAUGA
This is a messenger RNA of Paramecium sonneborni, 2989 nucleotides long. The record is from the annotation of a GenBank genome assembly. Lineage: Eukaryota; Ciliophora; Oligohymenophorea; Peniculida; Parameciidae.